This is a messenger RNA of Penicillium cataractarum, 648 nucleotides long. Its product is annotated as peptide-methionine (R)-S-oxide reductase. The record is from RefSeq and is a predicted model, not a curated record. The transcript is spliced from 2 exons. Bases 1 to 648 code for a protein of 215 amino acids. Gene Ontology annotation, molecular function: peptide-methionine (R)-S-oxide reductase activity. Gene Ontology annotation, biological process: protein repair; response to oxidative stress. NCBI's taxonomy places the organism in Eukaryota, Fungi, Ascomycota, Eurotiomycetes, Eurotiales, Aspergillaceae.
AUGCGAUCACAAGCAAUCCGUGCCGUCACUCCUCUUAGGCAACGCGUCCUAGCCCAACCUACCCUAUCCCUCCGCCUCCAUUCUACCUCGUCUCGAACGAGUCCUCGUCUGACUCCCGGAGCCAAGGCGCUCAGAGCUGCACCGACAAUCCCGUUUUUGGGCGCUCUCUUCAGUUCAAAAAGCAACGCCGAGGAAUCUGGAGCCAUGUCAUACCCCGAUCAGCGAAGUGAGGAUCAAUGGAGAGCUGUUUUGAGCCCUGAGCAGUUCCGUAUACUCCGUGAGAAGGGCACCGAGCGCCCUGGAACAGGAGAGUACGAUUCCCAUUACCCGUCCAAGGGCGUGUAUACUUGCGCUGGCUGCAAUGCCCCUCUCUACACGGCCGACCACAAAUUCAAGUCCGGCUGUGGCUGGCCAGCCUACUUCGACUCCAUCCCUGGCGCUGUGAAGCGACAUGUGGACAACACCCUUGGCAUGAAGCGCACAGAGAUUGUCUGCAGCAACUGCGGUGGCCAUCUUGGCCAUGUCUUUGAGGGCGAAGGGUUCCCCACCCCCACGGAUGAAAGACAUUGCGUGAACAGCGUUAGUCUGCGGUUUACUGAGGAUGCGGAUGCAGCAGCAAAGGGUUCAAAUGAGAAGGCCAAGGCGUGA